UGUUCCAACACUUUUCUACUUGUUUCUGGCUAUAUAAAAGGCUGGAUAAAUCAAAAUCCACGAUUUUAUUUAUUGUGCUCUCGUUAGAAAACAAGAAAAUCAAACAGCAAAAUGUCUCGCGAUAGUGCCGCUAAUCAAUUGGUUGAUUACAAAAACUCCUUGAGCUCUGCUCCUGGUGCUGUGACCACUGGUUCUGGUUCUCCCAUUGGCAUUAAGGAUGCCACCAUGACUGUUGGUCCCCGCGGCCCUGUGCUAUUGCAGGAUGUCCACUUCCUCGAUGAGAUGGCCCAUUUCGAUCGUGAACGCAUUCCCGAACGUGUUGUCCAUGCCAAGGGUGCUGGUGCUUUUGGUUACUUCGAGGUAACCCAUGAUAUUACCAAAUAUUGUGCCGCCAAGAUUUUCGAAAAGGUGGGCAAACGCACACCCUUGGCUGUGCGUUUCUCUACGGUGGGUGGUGAAAGCGGUUCGGCCGAUACUGCCCGUGAUCCUCGUGGUUUUGCUGUUAAAUUCUACACCGAUGAUGGCGUUUGGGAUUUGGUUGGCAACAACACUCCCAUUUUCUUCAUUCGUGAUCCCAUACUUUUCCCCAAUUUCAUUCACACCCAGAAACGCAAUCCCCAAACUCAUUUGAAGGAUCCCGAUAUGUUCUGGGACUUUAUUUCAUUGCGUCCAGAGACCACCCACCAAGUCAGCUUCUUGUUCAGCGAUCGCGGUACUCCCGAUGGUUAUCGUUAUAUGCAUGGCUAUGGCUCGCACACCUUCAAAUUGAUCAAUGCCAAGGGAGAGCCCAUUUAUGCCAAAUUCCAUUUCCGUUGCGAUCAAGGUAUUAAGAAUUUGGAUGCCAAGAAGGCCGAUGAAUUGGCGGGCAGUGAUCCCGAUUACUCCAUUCGUGAUUUGUACAACUCCAUUAAGAAGGGUGAAUAUCCCAGCUGGACCUUUAAUAUACAGGUGAUGACCUUCGAACAGGCCAAGAACUUCAAAUACAAUCCCUUCGAUGUGACCAAGGUGUGGCCCCACAAAGAAUAUCCUUUGAUUAAGGUGGGUAAAAUGGUCUUGGAUCGUAAUCCCUCCAACUAUUUCGCCGAAGUUGAACAAAUUGCCUUCAGCCCUGCCCAUUUGGUGCCUGGUAUUGAACCAUCUCCCGAUAAGAUGUUGCAAGGUCGUCUAUUCUCUUAUUCUGACACUCAUCGUCAUCGUUUGGGCCCCAACUACUUGCAAAUCCCCGUUAAUUGCCCUUAUCGUGUGGCUGUCAAAAACUAUCAACGGGAUGGUCCCAUGACUGUUACAGACAACCAAGGCGGUGCACCCAACUACUUCCCCAACUCCUUUUCUGGUCCCGAGGAAUGCCCACGCGCCAAGAGCCUGGAAUCCAAGUGCCCCGUUACUGGCGAUGUCUAUCGCUAUAGCAGCGGUAAUACUGAGGACAACUUUGGCCAAGUCACCGAUUUCUGGGUGCAUGUUUUGGAUGAUGCUGCCCGCAAACGUUUGGUCAACAACAUUGCUGGUCAUUUAUCGGGAGCCAGUCAAUUUAUUCAGGAGCGUACUGUGAAGAAUUUUGCCAAUGUCCAUCCCGAUUUUGGCCGCAUGUUGACGGAAGCCUUGAAAUUGGCCAAGUCUGCUAAGAUCUAAAUGUGUGCAAAUCCCCUUUUCCUUUUUACCAUGGUUUUGGGUUUUUUUUUCAUAACUAUUUUUCAUGUAUCCUCAAUAGCUCCAUACUCUUCUGUUCUAUUUUGGUUUCUUGUUUUUACUUUUAUCUUUAAAGGUGAGCCAAAAUUAAAAUCCUUAACGUUCUUCUUUGUAUGUCACUGGAAAAACUUUAAGUUUUGUUUAUUUUUUAAAUACUUUAACAUUCGAUUUUAUUCAAAGAAAAUAUUUUCGCAUAAUAAUUGCAUAUAAAUAAGGCAUUUCAUCCAUAUAAUCAAAAUAUAUAUAUAUGCAAUAUAAAUACAUAUAUAUA
Molecule: messenger RNA, 1957 nt
Organism: Stomoxys calcitrans (stable fly)
Lineage: Eukaryota; Metazoa; Arthropoda; Insecta; Diptera; Muscidae
Product: catalase
Exons: 4
Coding region: 112-1629 (505 amino acids)
Biological process (GO): hydrogen peroxide catabolic process; response to hydrogen peroxide
Cellular component (GO): mitochondrion; peroxisome; cytoplasm
Molecular function (GO): heme binding; catalase activity
Source: RefSeq, a predicted model, not a curated record